AUGUUUCUAAAGGUUGGACGGAAUACUUUCCGAGCAGGAAACAGGAGAUGUUUUAAAAGUUUUGGACUUCGGUUUAAUAGCACGGUAUCCGGUAAAAAUCCAAACUCCAGUAGCAAAGCAUUUGGAUAUGCUGGAGUUGGUGUUUUAUCUGCAAUUGGUGGGUUGUAUUUGGGAAAGAACUGGUUACAAUCGGAGCCGAAGAAGACUGAUCAUCAGACAGAAGAAGAAGAUCCAUCAACAUUGCCUUUAAACAAGUUGUCUUCACCGGUUUAUGCAGACGAGGAAGCGUUUAAUAAGGCAUUGUCUGCCAUCAAAGCUGUCGUGGGCGAUGACAAGGUUAGCAAUGAUAAGCUGGUGGUUGAAGCUCAUUCUGACUCUUUUUUCUCUACGCAUCACCCUCCAAAUCCCCAGAAGGAACGACCCCAGGUCGUAGUGUGUCCACAAAACACUGAACAAGUAUCUCAGAUCAUGAAAAUUGCUCAUGAAUAUAGAGUUCCGAUCGUUGCAAACUCAGGGAUGACUUCUUUGGAAGGUCAUAACAUGCACACUAGAGGCCCAUAUAGUGUUUCGUUAUCCUUUGAGGAUAUGGAUCAAGUUCUCGCUGCGCACCCUGAUGAUUUGGAUAUUGUUGUCCAACCUGGUUUAGGUUGGCAAGAAUUGGAUGAAUACUUGCUAGAUAAUGAUGAAACUAGCCACUUAAUGUUCGGUCCGGACCCAGGUAUCGGUGCAUGUAUCGGUGGAAUGGUAUCGACUUCGUGUAGUGGGACAAAUGCAUACAGAUAUGGCACGAUGAAGGAAAAUGUUGUAAACUUGACGGUCGUCUUAGCUGAUGGUACUGUUGUCAAGACUAAGCAAAGACCUAGAAAAUCAAGCGCAGGUUAUGACACAACGAGAUUAUUCAUUGGUGCUGAAGGAACUUUGGGUAUCAUAACUGAAAUCACGUUGAAGUUAAGUGUUCGGCCCAUAAAACAAGUUGUCAGUAUUGUUACUUUCCCAACAAUUAAGGAUGCUGCAGCUACUGCUCGUUAUAUUAUAUCGAAGAGCGGCAUGCACCUUGAUGCCAUAGAGUUGUUAAAUCCAACUGUGAUGUCGUUUGUGAAUGAAACUGCCAAAGAGACGGACUCAAGGACAUUCAGGGAAAAGCCUACUCUUCUUUUAAAGGUGGGAGGCUCGACUGAUGCCGCCAUUGAUGAGCAAAUUGGCUUGAUAACCAAAAUUGCCAAAGAUAAUGAAUUGAUUGAAAUUGAGACGUCGAAGAGUGAAGAUGAUAAUUUGGUGUUAUGGACUGCCCGUAGAAAUGGCUUAUGGUCAACUAUUGAAUAUGGACGUAAAAUUUUGGAGGAUAAAAAUGAUGUACAGAUUUGGACUACAGACAUUGCAGUUCCUAUCUCAAAGUUAGAUACUGUGAUCUCGGAAACAAACGAUGACUUAAAUGCGUCAGGAUUUGAAAAUAAAUUUUCAGUUUUGGGGCACGUUGGUGACGGUAAUUGUCAUUUCCUUAUCUUAUACAACAGUAAAGACUAUGGACAGGUCCAAGAUGUAGUGGAUAGAAUGGUCCAUAGGGCUCUACAUUAUGAAGGUACAUGUACAGGAGAACACGGUGUUGGUGUUGGAAAGAGAAAGUACCUUAACGAGGAACUAGGCACUUCCACAGUAAACCUCAUGAGAGAAAUUAAGCUUCUGUUGGAUCCAAGAAGAAUUUUGAAUCCUGAUAAAAUUUUCAAAAUUGAUCCUAAAGACAAUUUGGAUCAAUUAUUGAGUAGUGGACAUAUUAGGGAACAUGGAAAGCCUUGCUAA
This is a messenger RNA of Priceomyces carsonii, 1797 nucleotides long. RefSeq names its product FAD-binding oxidoreductase. The transcript has a single exon. The record is from RefSeq and is a predicted model, not a curated record. Gene Ontology annotation, biological process: lactate catabolic process. The coding region runs from base 1 to 1797 and encodes 598 amino acids. Gene Ontology annotation, cellular component: mitochondrion. Lineage: Eukaryota; Fungi; Ascomycota; Pichiomycetes; Serinales; Debaryomycetaceae. Gene Ontology annotation, molecular function: FAD binding; D-lactate dehydrogenase (NAD+) activity; D-lactate dehydrogenase (cytochrome) activity.